AUGUCGGUUCUUUCGAGUACCAAUCUCAAACUGACGGCAUUAGGCAGAGAGGGUCGAUUGAAGGAGGCGCUGCACAUCCUGCUUACUUCCUACGACCCCCCUCGAGACACUUCUACAUAUCUUCAACUAUUGGAGGCCUGCAAUAUCAAGAAUGCGCUUUCACAAGGUAAACAAAUCCAUUCUCUUAUCAUCAACUGGGGAUUUGCAUUUGCUAAAUGCAGAUUUUUUCAAACUAAGCUCGUCAACAUGUAUGUCAAGUGUGGAAGAUUGGUUGAUGCUCGUAAGGAGUUUGAUGACAUGACAGAACGAGAUGGGUUCUCAUGGAAUGCGAUCAUUGCAGCUUACAGAAGGCAUGGAUAUCCUCACGAGGCAUUGACAUUGUUUCACCAAAUGCAACGAACAGGUGUUCAACCCGAUCGGUUCACUUUUGCCACCAUACUCCCUGCCUGUGCCAAAAUAAGAGCCCUGGAACAGGGUAUGGACAUGCAUGGAAGCAUAAUUGAAAGGGGGAUUUUGUCAGAUGUAGUAGUUGUAAAUGCCCUGGUAGAUAUGUAUGCAAAAUGUGGAAGCAUAAACAAGGCACGCGAGCUGUUUGACAAAAUACCCCAUAAAAAUGAGGUUUCCUGGAAUGCGAUGAUUGCAGGAUACACACAAAAUGGUGAUCUUGACGAGGCUUUAAGGCUUUUCAAUAAAAUGCCUCGACCGGAUAUCGUCUCAUGGAAUGCCAUGGUUACGGGAUAUGUACAAAAUGGGUUGGUUGAAAAGGCCUUGGAUGCUUUUAAACAAAUGCACUUGGCAGAUUUAAAGCCAAACUCCACAACCUUUUCCAGCAUCCUCUCAGCCUGUGCCGAAAUGGGAGGUUUAGAACAAGGUAUUAAAAUCCAUCAAUUCAUAAUCGAAAGUGGAUUUUUAUCAGAAGUCGUAGUUGUUAACGCCCUGAUAGACAUGUAUGUAAAAUGUGGAAGUAUACCCAAGGCACGUCAACUGUUUGACAAAAUGCCUCAACGAGAUGUUGUUACGUGGACCGCAAUGAUUGCAGGAUAUGCACAAAGUGGUUUUCUUGAAAAAGCCUUGGAAAAUUUCAAGCAAAUGCAAUCGGCAGGUUUUAAGCCAGAUUCCACAACCUUUGCCAGCAUCCUCCCAGCCUGUUCCAAACUGGGAGGUUUAGAACAGGGCAUGGAUAUCCAUAAAAGCAUAAUUGAGAAUGGAUAUUUGUCUGAUGUCGUACUCGCAAGUAUCUUGGUAGACAUGUAUGCAAAGUGUGGAAGCAUAAAGAAGGCAUCCAUGAUAUUUGACAAAAUGCAUCAACGAAACAUUGUCUCAUGGAAUACUAUGAUUGCAGGAUAUGCACAAAAUGGUUUUUCUGAAAAGGCCUUGCAAACUUUUAAGCAAGUGCAAUCAGCAGGUUUAAAGCCAGACUCCACAACCUUUGUCAGCAUCCUCCCGGCCUGUGCCAAACUAGGAUCCUUAGAACAGGGUAUGGACAUCCAUCAAAGCAUAAUUGAAAGCGAAUAUUUGUCAGAUGUCAUAGUUGUAAACGCUCUGAUAGACAUGUAUGCAAAAUGUGGAAGCAUUCAGAAGGCACGUAAAUUAUUUGACAAAAUGCCUCAGAGAAAUGUUAUCUCAUGGAAUGCCAUGGUGGCAGGAUACGCACAAAAUGGCUUUUGCAUUGAUGCUCUCAAACUCUUUGAACAAAUGAAACAAUCUGGAACAUAUCCUGAUCAUGUAAGUUUUGCUUGUGUUUUAUUUGCAUGCAGCCAUGCAGGUUUAGUAGAUGAGGGAUGUAAAUAUUUCAAUAGCAUGAGUGACUGUUCUUGCAUUAUGCCUACAAUUGAUCAUUAUGUGCGCAUGGUUGAUGUCCUUUGUCGUGCUGGCUAUCUUGAGGAAACUCUAAACUUUAUCAUCAAAAUGCCAAUUAAACCUACGGUGGUUGUCUGGACAAGUUUGCUUGGCGCCUGUAGAUCGCAUAAGAAUAUAACGUUAGGAGAAUUUACAGCAAAUCUCCUUCUUGAGCUGGACCCUAAUAAUCCUGCAAUUUAUGUCCUUCUAUCAAACAUCUACGCAGACGUGGGCAGGUGGGGUGAUGUUCAAAUGGUAAGAAGAUUGAUGAAAAAUGGAGAAAUUAAAAAGAUACCGGGAUGUAGCUGGAUUGAAGACCAGAAAAUUUUACAUGCUUUUUGUGUAGGAGACAGAUCACACCCACAGACACAAGAGAUCUAUGCAAAGUUGGAGAAAUUGUCUUGGGAGAUGAAGGUGGAAGGAUAUUUGCAAGAUUCAAGACAUCUACAGGAUGAUGUGGAGGAGGAGGAAAAGGAAUUAUUCAACUACCACCAUAGUGAGAAGUUGGCAAUUGCUUUUGGAUUGUUAAACACACCGCCAGGAACAACAAUUAGAGUUGUCAAAAACCUUCGAGUAUGUGUUGACUGCCACAAUGCAACCAAGUUUAUCUCCAAGAUUGUUGGAAGACAAAUUGUUGUGAGAGAUGCGAACCGAUUCCACCAUUUCAAGCAAGGACAAUGUUCUUGCGGAGACUAUUGGUGA
Messenger RNA from Cryptomeria japonica (Japanese cedar), 2541 nucleotides. RefSeq names its product pentatricopeptide repeat-containing protein At3g24000, mitochondrial-like. Gene Ontology annotation, biological process: RNA modification. NCBI's taxonomy places the organism in Eukaryota, Viridiplantae, Streptophyta, Pinopsida, Cupressales, Cupressaceae. Gene Ontology annotation, molecular function: zinc ion binding; RNA binding; protein binding. The coding region runs from base 1 to 2541 and encodes 846 amino acids. The transcript has a single exon. The record is from RefSeq and is a predicted model, not a curated record.